AUGCAGGGUGCAGACAUUAAUGGACUUGAAGCCAAAAUACAGAAACAUUACGUCGCCAGCUUGUAUGAAUCUGGAGAAGAUUACGGUCAUGGAAUGUUGGACUUGAACACCUUCAUCCAGAAGAACCAGUGCGAAUGUUUGAACGAAUCGAAUGUCCACCUGAUGGUGAAUGCGCUCAGUUCGAGCGGUGGUAACCUGGUGUCCAAUUGUGACGAACAGUUGAUCAUUUCGAUUACCUUCAAUCAGCUGGUCAAAAUCAGUGCCAUCAACACCAUCGAUUUCGAUAUGGCCAAAUCGCAAGUUUCGGUGCAGGAUCUGAUACUGGGGCAGAAGGAAAUUGUGUCGGAAUCGCCGAUUCCGUUGCACUUCGUUAAAUUUCAGAACGUGCAGAAUAUGCAGCUGUUCGUGAAGGAUAACCAUUCUGGUGACGAGACGACCAUUAUCGAUCAUUUGGCCUUCAUCGGGUCACCGAUUGCAACGACUAAGAUGGAUGACUUCCAGUGGGUGGCUGGGAAGAAGGGUGAAAGCCACUAG
Topomyia yanbarensis is the source of this 534-nucleotide messenger RNA. RefSeq names its product thioredoxin-like protein 1. The record is from RefSeq and is a predicted model, not a curated record. Lineage: Eukaryota; Metazoa; Arthropoda; Insecta; Diptera; Culicidae. The transcript is spliced from 2 exons. Bases 1 to 534 code for a protein of 177 amino acids.